Messenger RNA from Dryobates pubescens (Downy woodpecker), 1436 nucleotides. RefSeq names its product sulfotransferase 6B1. Lineage: Eukaryota; Metazoa; Chordata; Aves; Piciformes; Picidae. The record is from RefSeq and is a predicted model, not a curated record. Bases 60 to 1001 code for a protein of 313 amino acids. Gene Ontology annotation, cellular component: cytoplasm. Gene Ontology annotation, biological process: sulfation. The transcript is spliced from 7 exons. Gene Ontology annotation, molecular function: sulfotransferase activity.
UCUUCUUUUCUGCAUAGCAUCUCACACUGUGAUAGAAUCUGUGGGUGAGAGAGAGAAGAAUGGAAAAGUCCAGGAAAAAAUUUACUGAUACCAUAGAUAAAGCAGUAGCUGCAGCUAACAGAAUGCAGCGUGAUGAACUGCUUUUUAAUUACAAGGGGAUUCUUUACCCUGUUACUUUUUGCAGUCCUGAGGUAUUCAGAGCCAUGGAGUCCUUUGAAGCCAGAAGCGAUGACAUCAUUUUGGCAGGAUAUCCUAAAUCAGGCACAAACUGGGUAGGUCAAAUCUUAAGUGAUCUGGUUGCCAUAUUUGAAAAGAAAAUGAAGAAUAAAGAAAGCAGUGUGAAUGAGGAAGAACUGGAAGAAUUCCCCUACUUUGAAAUUGGAGAUACUGGGAAAUACGAGCGAAUGAACAAAUUACCUUCUCCAAGACUUAUGGUUACUCAUCUCCUUCCUGAAAACCUUCCCACAUCUGUCUUCAAAAAUAAAGCCAAGAUAUUGUUGCUGAUUCGCAAUCCAAAAGAUCUAGCUACAUCUUUUUAUCAUUUUUCAAAUGUCAUGUCUCCUCUUCCCUCCUACGAGACCUGGGAUGAUUUCUUCACAGCUUUCAUGACAAAGAAAAUGCCCUGGGGAUGCUAUUUUGAAUAUCUUUCUGCAUGGAAUAAAUAUGCUGAUGAUGAAAAUGUUAUGGUGCUAACUUAUGAAGAGCUAAAAGAGAAUCCAGCCCAGGGUGUGAAAAACAUAGCUGAUUUCUUUGGGAUUUGCCUGAAUGAGAAAGAGCUACAGAGUGUGGUAGAGAGGAGCAGCUUCCAGGCAAUGAAGAAGAACUCACAGAAGACCCAUGGGGCAUUUGGCAAUGUUCUCUUUCGCAAAGGUGUUGUAAGCGACUGGAAGAAUCUUUUCAGUGAAGACCAAAAUGAGAAAAUGGACAAAGCAUUUGAAGAACAUAUAGGAGGAACAAAACUGGGAACAAAGCUAAAGUAUGAAGUUUAUUGUAAGAGCUGAAGAGUGAUGAAAUGCAGCUAAAGCAAGAGCUUUACAAUGAACUCUCAGAUCAUCUGAAUGCUAUACACUAAAAAGCUAGAUGAAAUCAGUUACUGUAAUAAUCACAUUGCAGUGGCCUUUACAGUGCCAAAGAGGAACAGCAGGCUUUUGUUUUAAAGGGGAGAUCCUUGGCUUGCUUAGGCUACAUUUAUUUGCUGAAUAAGAUGGCAACUAACCAUAGUCAGAUUGAUGUAACAAUUAUGUUUCCAUAGCUGUCACCUGGAAUGAAAUGCCUCUUCUCUCUUCCUAGACAAAUUCUGUCUUUCUAGACUACUUAAAAUUAUUUAGUAUGUAAAGUGUCUUCUGUUUUCCCAAGUGAUUCAGAUCAAACACCAUAAUCACAGAAAAGGUCACUAACAAAAAUAUGAAUCUAACACAACAGUAAUUAAUGACAAA